This is a messenger RNA of Spodoptera littoralis (African cotton leafworm), 1836 nucleotides long. Lineage: Eukaryota; Metazoa; Arthropoda; Insecta; Lepidoptera; Noctuidae. The record is from the annotation of a GenBank genome assembly.
AUGAAUUUAGCGCGUAAAGUCUGCACAGUCCACCAUAGUUAUGUCACCAAAAACCUUUACCGAAAGUUCCGAUUUUCUGCAAUAAACUAUGAUAAUUCAAGUGCAACACAGCCACAGGUAAAAGAAGAAAAGUUCAACUUCGAAGACAUCAACACUCUAGAACGAACUGAGCGUCGCAAAGCUCAAAUUCAGCCUUUUAUGAAGGAUGUAUUCACGUCUAUAUUCAACAAAGAAUUACUGGCUUAUCCCGAGAUUUUAAACAAAGAGGAGACUGAAUCUUUAGAGAAACGUAUCGAUGCUAUAACCAACGUGUUUGAGAACCCACAUAAAACAGCUGAGGAUCGUAGAAAUGUGUUAAAAAACACCAAAAUAUAUGCUGCGCCUGUAAGUCUCACAAGAAAUGGUUUAGCUGCCAAUAUAACGGAGAGUUUAAGGUAUUUAGAGGCAAUAGCCGGUGAUUUCCAACUUGGCCAAGAGAUAAGUGACCACUGGGUAGCCCUCCGGGCUCUGCAAGAAGGUUUAUCUCAAGAGCAAUUGUCUAUGAUCCUUGAUGAUCUGAUAUCCGGUGAUAAUCCAGUGUCUCUAGCUAUUAAAGAGAGGGUUGCUGAGAGGAUCUCACAAGCGGACUUCAGGACUACUGCUGAAAUGGAUAGCCAAGGAAUAUGGUACAUCAAUGGUGAGAAGGUCUGCAAUUACAGCAACGGUUACAUCUUGGUGCUGGCUUCGUAUGAGUGCUCACAGUUGAGAGCAUUCCUCAUUCAUCCCGGAGCAGCCGGAGUCAGUUCUAACGGAGCUUUCGUUUCUUUUAAGAAGACUCCAGCGACUCCACUGGAAUUGAUAAAAGAUGACAAGUUAGCGAAGAUCCUCGGACUGUCGCGUCUGUUCGCGGCUGUCCUCUGCCGCUGCCAACUGUCUGCUGCUGUCCAGAGCGUGAUAGACUACACGAGGCCCAGAGCUUUCUCUGGCAAACCUCUAGCGGAGCUGGCAACGAUACAGUCCAGUGUUGGGAAUGCGUUGCUUGAUAUUUACGCGAGUGAAAGCGCUGAGUACUUCACUGCUGGACUCCUGGAUGGAUAUGCUGACCCUGAUGCUGAGGUGGAAGUGGCUAUGUGCAGAAACUUCAUAGCUAACCACGGCUUGACGUCGAUGCUCCAAUUGCUAAAUAUCCCAGCGCUGGACAAGGAGGAGGAAUGCAAACAUUUGCUGGACAACAUGCGACAUAUAGCCACCAGGGGAGAGACCCUCGACAGUAUUAACAUGUUUAUUGCGCUAAACGGCAUCCAUCACGCCGGCAAGGUAAUGUCGGAAGAGGUGAAACAGAUCAGGAACCCACUGAUGCAUCCAGCUUUCAUAUUCAAGAAGGUUUUAGCUAAUAGACAUCAGGAAAAAGACGAUCCAAAACUGACCCUGUACCUGGCGGAAUAUCUUCACCCCACAUUAAAGCAGCCUUCAGAACAGCUGGAGUACUGUGUUCUUCGGAUGAGGUUCGCCUGCGAGACUCUUAUGGCGAGACACGGCGUCAAAAUCGCUUCGGCUUACACAGAACUGAAUCGAUUGGCUGAAGCGGGGACUGAGAUAUUGGUUAUGUCAGCAGUCUUAGCGAGGGCAUCAAGAGCAUACUGCAUUGGCUUAAGAAAUGCUGAAGUGGAAAUGAAACUCGCCGCCUGUUUUGUGGAGAAAACUCGAGAUAAAGUAAGAAAAUUGAUCAAAGAAAUAGAUGAUGGCGAAUAUCUGAACUUGGACUUUUUUACUACCCAAUUUGGUAGGAAAGCGCUCGACAGUAAUGCUACCAAUCCUACCUUGGUAGAAAAAGCUACCGCGAGAGUGUUUUGGUAG